This is a messenger RNA of Coccidioides posadasii C735 delta SOWgp, 1047 nucleotides long. RefSeq lists its product as uncharacterized. Gene Ontology annotation, molecular function: oxidoreductase activity, acting on the CH-OH group of donors, NAD or NADP as acceptor. The record is from RefSeq and is a predicted model, not a curated record. NCBI's taxonomy places the organism in Eukaryota, Fungi, Ascomycota, Eurotiomycetes, Onygenales, Onygenaceae.
AUGGACGCCAAUGGACGUUGGCUGCCGCGUGAAGGAUUCAUUGCGGAUGUGGUGGGUCGCGUGAUCAAGAGGACUCUCUUCUCGCCGUCUUUGACUCUGCCACUCCUGCUCCUCGCGCAGCACACUCGUAGGGGUCAAACCCUCAGAAAUGAGCAACCCGGCGUCUUUCGAGCCCUGAAAAUUUUGGUGGCAAUUGGCCUGUAUCGAUGGCUCAAUGGCUGGCUUAGUCGUCGCGCCUUAAACAAUGCAACCUCAGAUAGAUACAACUGGAAUUCUGAGAUUGCCAUCGUCACUGGAGGAAGCGAUGGAAUUGGUCGGAGAAUUGCGCUUCUACUCGCUGCGCGUGGGCUGAAGGUUGCGGUUUUAGAUAUCAAACCGUUGAAUUAUGAGACGCCGGCGAAUGUCAAAUUCUAUCCCUGCGACAUUUGCUCUCGCGACCAGAUCGCAAGCGCUGCUCGGAGAAUCCGAGAUGAGAUGGGUGAGCCCACGAUUUUGGUCAACAACGCCGGAGUUCUGAAAGGAAAGACAAUACUGGGUGGAACGGACGAAGAUAUCCGCCAAACCUUCGAAGUGAACACGUUAUCCCACUACUGGCUGGCUCAAGAGUUUCUUCCGUGCAUGAUUUCACGCAAUCAUGGAAUGGUUGUUACGAUCGCGUCGCUGGCCGCCUAUGUUACCACCCCUAGUAUGGUCGACUACUCUGCCAGCAAGGCUGCAGCUCUUGCGUUCCAUGAAGGGCUCGCCACUGAGUUGAGGACACGUUAUAACGCUCCGAAAGUCAGGACUGCGGUGGUAAACCCGGGUUUUGCCCGCACGUAUCUGGUUAACGUGAUAAAUCCCGAGAACACUUGGUUCAAUCCCCUCUUGGAGCCAGACAGUGUCGCGGAAGCCGUUGUGCAGCAGAUCCUCACGGGAUCCAGUGGCCACAUUGUCAUGCCUGGCUCAACCGGAGCCCUUGCGAGUAAUGUGCGGGCAUUUCCUCAUUGGCUGCAGAACAGAGUCAGGGACAAAUGCGAGCGUUUAACGAGAUCACCAGGCGAGCACUGA